Molecule: messenger RNA, 336 nt
Organism: Penicillium chermesinum
Lineage: Eukaryota; Fungi; Ascomycota; Eurotiomycetes; Eurotiales; Aspergillaceae
Exons: 1
Coding region: 1-336 (111 amino acids)
Source: RefSeq, a predicted model, not a curated record
AUGCCUCGAAGAUUCAUCAGCAUUACCGCCCCGGUACUCCGUACAUACAGCAGGGGAUACCUGGCAACCACGUCAGAGUCUGUGAGUCUUGAGCCUGCGCAAGGCUGGGGGACUUUCGGGUGGCUUCUGUCCGCCUUUUUGAUUACUCUAUGCAGCCUAAUGUGCAUCGAGAACCAGACUCCUCUUUUCUCUAUUUCCCUGUCGCCAAAAGCUUCCGAGGCCAAUGGACUCUGGAUGCCAGGCAACGGUCGCGCGGCUGCGGAUGGGAUUGAAAGGAAUGUUGGGCGAGCAUGUUCUUUGUUUGCUCGAUGGCAUGGACCUCGGGAAACUCGAUGA